AUGGGACAUUCCGGCCAUCCCUCUCCCCUCAUGACCGAUCUCCUCCGCCACUCCGGCGGCGUUGCCAUCAUCGAUGGCGGCCUCGCCACCGAGCUCGAGCGCCACGGUGCCGACCUCAACGAUCCGCUCUGGAGUGCCAAGUGUCUCCUCACUUCUCCUCAUCUCAUCCACACGGUGCACACUGACUAUCUUGAAGCUGGCGCUGAUAUUAUUAUCACCGCAUCAUACCAGGCUACCAUUCAGGGAUUUGAGGCAAAGGGAUACACUACCGAGGAAGGUGAAACCAUGCUCAGGAGAAGUGUGGAGAUCGCAUGUGAGGCAAGGGAAGCCUAUACCAAAAGGUGUAAAGAAGCUCAACAUGACGUUGAUAGUAGUGGGAAAGUCUUGAAGCAGCGGCCCAUUAUAGUUGCUGCUUCUGUUGGCAGCUAUGGAGCUUAUUUGGCUGAUGGAUCAGAGUACAGUGGACUCUAUGGUGAAGCUGUUAACUUGGAGACCUUGAAGGAGUUUCAUCGCAGAAGGGUUAAAAUCUUGGCAGAAUCUGGUGCUGAUCUCAUAGCAUUCGAAACCAUUCCAAAUAAGGUGGAAGCUCAGGCCUAUGUUGAGCUCUUAGAGGAAGAAAACAUUGAAGUUCCUGCAUGGUUUGCUUUUAACUCCAAGGACGGAAUCAAUGUUGUUAGUGGUGACUCUUUGAUUGAAUGUGCCACUAUAGCAGAUAGAUGCAAGAGAGUUGUGGCCGUUGGGAUCAACUGUACACCUCCUAGGUUUAUCCAUGAAUUGAUAUCAUCCAUUAGAAAGGUAACAAACAAACCAAUCCUUAUAUAUCCGAACAGUGGGGAAUGCUAUGAUGCAGAAAUAAAGGAGUGGGUGCAUAAUACAGGGGUUUCUGAUGAUGAUUUCGUAUCAUAUGUAAACAAGUGGUGUGAUGCAGGGGCUUGCCUGGUUGGAGGUUGUUGUAGAACAACUCCUAAUACCAUCAGAGCCAUCUACAAAACCCUUGCCAAUAGAUCAACCGAUGCACCGAUGUAG
This is a messenger RNA of Linum trigynum, 1026 nucleotides long. NCBI's taxonomy places the organism in Eukaryota, Viridiplantae, Streptophyta, Magnoliopsida, Malpighiales, Linaceae. The record is from the annotation of a GenBank genome assembly.